AUGAAGUUGUUCGCCUCCUACGUUGCUUUUUCUCUUGCCGCUGGUCAUGCUCUUGCUGCUACGUACAGUAACACCGACACUUUCGAAGGCAACAGCUUCUUCACUGGCUUUUCGUUCCAAGCCAUCGCAGACCCCACCAACGGGCGGGUAAACUAUGUUUCCGAGUCGACAGCUCAGAGUUUGGGACUGGCCACGGUCAGCGGAAGCAACUUCAUUCUGCGAGCAGACGACACCACCACCCUGAGUGCAAGUGGGCCUGGCCGAAACUCUUUCCGCAUACAGUCCAACAACGCCUACGGUACACAUGUUACGGUGUUCAACGUGGCUCACAUGCCGCAAGGUUGCGGUACAUGGCCUGCGUUGUGGGAAGUUGGUCCGAAUUGGCCGAACGGAGGCGAGGUCGAUAUCGUCGAGGGUGUAAACGACCAGGUACCUAACCAAAGCACACUCCAUACCAGCUCCGGUUGUACGAUGCCAUCAUCUCGCUCCGAGACUGGCAACAUCGUGGGAACGGACUGUGUCGCAGCAGAUGCAGGAAAUGCGGGGUGUGGUGUACAGAUGGCCGAUGCAAACUCAUAUGGCCCUCCGUUUAACUCUAACGGUGGAGGAUUUUAUGCCAUGGAGCGGACUUCUUCCUUCAUCAAAGUCUGGUUUUGGGCAAGAGAUGACGGAAGCGUUCCGAGUGACGUGUCGAGUGGCGCAAGUAGUGUGGACACGGACAAUUGGGGAACUCCUGACGCCUACUUCCCAAACACGGAUUGUGAUAUCGCCUCGCACUUUGCGGACUCCAAUAUAAUCAUCAAUCUCACGUUCUGUGGGGAUUGGGCUGGAGCCGUCUACGCGAACUCUGGAUGUCCGAGCACCUGUGAUGAUUAUGUCGACAACAACCCGAGCGCGUUUAACAAUGCGUACUUCGAGUUCCCGUGGGUCAAGGUCUACGAGUAGAUCUGAGUAUAAUCUUUUCGAAUUCAAUUCACGUCUUUAUAUGGUCUUCUGCUUCAUUCCUGCUGUUUAUCCUUU
Messenger RNA from Stereum hirsutum FP-91666 SS1, 1020 nucleotides. RefSeq names its product 2 beta-glucan. NCBI's taxonomy places the organism in Eukaryota, Fungi, Basidiomycota, Agaricomycetes, Russulales, Stereaceae. Bases 1 to 945 code for a protein of 314 amino acids. The record is from RefSeq and is a predicted model, not a curated record. Gene Ontology annotation, biological process: glucan catabolic process. Gene Ontology annotation, molecular function: hydrolase activity, hydrolyzing O-glycosyl compounds. The transcript has 12 exons.